Cantharellus anzutake is the source of this 2217-nucleotide messenger RNA. Its product is annotated as YT521-B-like domain-containing protein. Gene Ontology annotation, molecular function: N6-methyladenosine-containing RNA reader activity; mRNA binding. Lineage: Eukaryota; Fungi; Basidiomycota; Agaricomycetes; Cantharellales; Hydnaceae. The transcript has 4 exons. Gene Ontology annotation, biological process: regulation of alternative mRNA splicing, via spliceosome; mRNA splicing, via spliceosome. Bases 110 to 2023 code for a protein of 637 amino acids. The record is from RefSeq and is a predicted model, not a curated record. Gene Ontology annotation, cellular component: nucleoplasm.
AAAUCUAUGCCGAGCAGCGAUCUGUCCCUCCCAAUCCAGGCAUAGUCCUCUCCCUCGCAGGACGUCUUUCCCUGGCCCCUCCCUUCCAUCACAAUUGCCUUACACCCACAUGGUCUACCCACAAUCUCCUGCUUACCUGCACUCCCAACGUGGACCCGUUGCACCAUCGGCUUCCAUGUCAGGACCUUAUAUUUACCCCACCCAAUUGCCUACCGACCAAGGGCCCGAGCUCUGGUAUUAUUCAAGUUCAUUACAUAUUGCCAGUCAGCAUGCUUAUGGCGAACCCUCUGCUCCUGGGCUUUCGCGAUUCGCUGGCUCUGUAUCUCAACCUGCCUCCUCGUCAACCUCCGGUCCUAUAGCUCCCUUGAGAAGCACUGAAAUUGGAACGAGACCGCGUCCACGUCUUGCCGAGCGUGCGUCGACCAUCGAUCGCCACUCCUAUCAGUCAAAUACACCGGCCAAUCGAUCGGAAUGGGUCAUGUGGGUCGGCAACGUUCCAGCCGACAGCACGAAAGAAGAACUGGAGCGGUUUUUUGCGUCUGUUAGUGCUCAUACUCCCUCCCCCCAGCAUGUCCCUGGCUCCCGCCCUGAAAUGGAGACGCGCUCGAAAAGUGGCAUUCAGUCUAUUUUUCUAAUGCCUACGUCACAUUGUGCAUUCGUGAACUAUGACACGGAGGCACACUUAUUGCAUGCGGUCGCAAUUUGCAAUGGCCAUCCACUCAGGCCUAAUGAUCCUCGGUGUCCGAAUCUUGUGUGUACCGUUAGAGGGCCGGAGGACGCCCUUCGGGCUGGCGUAGGUGCUCAGCGAGGAACGGGAAUGCAUACGAGAUGGGUUCAGCAGAAGCAUGCCCGUGAGAAAUGUACCGAAAGUGGUGCAGUGACUAUGCGCCCGCUGGUAAGGGGUAGGCUAAGCCCCUCUUCCCCCGUUGACGCGUUCAUUAGAGGCGAACAACCAGCAUUAGCGCAGAUUACACAACCCGAAUCGUCGGAAAACAUACAGCAUUCUCAAUCCACCGAAGACUCGCACAUUAAUGAGACUGACGAAAGUUCUGCAUCUGGAUCUUUUGCCUCGACGGACUCCAGUUUCUUGGCCACCCAUUUCCCACAGAGGUACUUUAUCCUCAAGUCGCUAACACAGCAUGAUUUGGAUCUCAGUGUAGAAACAAAGUUAUGGGCGACACAACUGCACAACGAGCCAAUUUUGGAUCAGGCAUAUCGAACAAGUCAAGAGGUUUUCUUGAUCUUCAGUGCGAACAAGAGUGGUGAGUUUUUUGGGUAUGCGAGGAUGGUGGGACCAAUCAAUGUGUCACACGCACGCCAUGUGCCCUGGAGUUCUCGCUCGGAGGGCCCCUCGCGCACUCGGCAGGAGUCCGUCAAGGGACCGGAAACUUCCACAUUAAACUCGGAACCCCUUUUCUUGUCACCCAGCGAAAGCAACCCCCUCCACCACUCACCGCAAGCACUUGACAUUGAAGAUCCUGUACGGAGUUCACUCGCUGCUUCCUCGGCCCCUCCAGAAAUGAAUCAACCCUUCCGUCGAAUCUCUCGCCCAGCCGAGGCACGUAAUGUUGCGGGCACUUUUGACGACGCAAAAGUGUUUCAUUUUAAUUUAGAGCGCGAAGCGCCGAAGAAAAAUUUGGCAUUUCGUUCGAUGCAGCAUUCUCGAGACGACGCGGAUGAUCCUUUACCAGAGUUCGGGUCCCUAAUGAUCGAUUUUCCAUCCUCUUCGCCGACCCACCCUCAGGAACAGGGCGGAAGCAGUAAUGAUACCUCCCCAGAGACGAAUCCGCUGGCUCAGGUCACCACGCGAAGCGGUCCCGGGGCUACGGCUAGCUGGGGAACUCCGUUCCCAAUCCAAUGGAUUCGCGUGCAAGCCCUACCCUUCUACCGUACGAAGCAUCUUCGAAACCCCUGGAAUUCAAAUCAUGGGGUCCAAGUAUCAAGGGACGGGACGGAAUUGGAACCCGAGGUGGGGGGACGGUUACUGGCGCAAUGGAAUCAACUUCCGCCCGUUGGGGAAUAGCCAACUUCACAUCAGUAACGCGCAUAUUAAAUCCCUUGGUCUCAACCACAUUCGUCACCGUCGCGCUCUGCGAACAAAAAGCAAGCUACCAUGCCUCUAGAGCUAUGAUACUAUCUCUAUUAUCGUUACACGUUCUUGCCCUUCGCCCACGUCAUCUGUUCACGAGUCGAUCAACGGACAUUGGCGCCUCAUCU